CUUUCGUUCUCCCUCUCUUGCGACUCGCGCUCUCUCUGUCUCCACUGUGCUCUGUUGCGGUCUCCAAUGGCGGACUCGGCCAAGAGAUUUGUGCUUCUUUUUCUGGUAGUGUCCUCCAUUUUUGGAGAAAUCACGUGCAUGCCUUCAUCCUGUUCUGGAAACGAUGACGCUUUUCCUUCGGACGGCCAUGGCUGUUAUGAUCCUCGAACCCAGGAGCUCGAAGAGCUCAGAUCCAGGGUUUCCGCUCUCGCAUCAAUCUUCAAAGAAAGAGAAGUAGAACUGCUCAGCAAGGAAGAAACAAUUCAAAGAAUGGAGACAACUAUUCGAGAAAAAUCAGACAAGAUUUCACAGUUGCAGAGUGAGAUAGACUUUAUUGAAUCGGCAAGUUCAGUGAAGCGAAAGGGCAAAGCAGAAGAACAGGUCUAUCAACUUGAGAAGCAGAUUUUCAAACUAAAGCGGGAAGCAGAGGCGCAAAACAAGAGAAGGCUCGAACUGGAAACCCGGACCGAGGUAGCAGAGAGAAGAGUUGUGGAACUCAACUCGAAGCUUGAAAAUCUUCUAAAGGUGAAUGUAGAACAGAAGCAAAGAAUUCACAAUACUGAAUUCUCCCUCAAGUCUGCAGAGGAGCGACUGUCAAAGGUGGAAUCUUUUGCUGUUUCAUCGUACAAGAAGUUUAUUGAGGUGAAUUGGGAGAAGCUCUCAGAUAAGUUUGAUUUUCAUUCGAGUCAAGCUCGGGCGUAUCUGAUGACCCGAUGGUCUGAGUAUCUCCGCCCAACUCUGUCUACAACAGUUCAAAAGGCGUCGAAGAAAAUGGAUGAAGUAAGGAAGUGGUCCGAGCCACACAUACAAACCCUCAACAACAAAUGGGUACCACACAUCAAAGAUAUGUGGCUAACAUGUGCCAUUUAUCUUGAACCGAAAAUUCAAUCACUAACCCAGAAGUCUGUCGAGGUAUAUCACAUGUCUAAGCAAGCUUUGUCGCCAUAUCUCGUCCAAGCAAUGGAUACGACGUAUGACUACUUUCAGGUAGCCAAGAGGCAUACACAACCAUACACAACCCGAGUUGUUACAGUUGCAAAGCCACAUUGGGACAAAGCCCAUGUUGCCUUUGAGCCCUAUGCCGAGAAAAUGAGACAUGCUUUCACAAAGUUGUUGAACUCAACCGCUGUCUACCAUCAGCAGGCUCAAGAAAUGCUGAAGAACAACGAGCUGACGAAACCGGUGGCCACUGUGGACUUGGCUUGGUUUGUGGCCACCGCUUUGCUCGGGUUACCUCUCAUAUUUGUCAUCAAAUUCCUUUCCGCCAUCUCAAAUACAAAGCCAAAGAGAAACAGCCAUAAACAUCACCAUGGGAGCAAUGGCCAUCGAAGAGCAAAGCGGCGUCAUCCUUACUAUUGAAACAUUCAAUAGAAAGAGUUUCUGUGCGUGCAUGCUUAUAAACAUGGUAAACAGGCAUGGGUUUUGGUAGAAGAAGAUGAUUAAAGCUUUGUGCCUUUGGUUUUUUCAGGGCAUGUCUAUGUGUUUUGUAAUGAGGUUCUUUUAGAGCAGACACCUUCAUGUCUCUGAUUUCAACUCUACAUCUCUAAUCUUCUCCUAUGGUAUGAUAAUAGAUCCGUUCCCUAAUCUUUAUGUGGUGAUUUUGUUGAA
Tarenaya hassleriana is the source of this 1647-nucleotide messenger RNA. RefSeq lists its product as uncharacterized. Lineage: Eukaryota; Viridiplantae; Streptophyta; Magnoliopsida; Brassicales; Cleomaceae. The transcript is spliced from 15 exons. The record is from RefSeq and is a predicted model, not a curated record. The coding region runs from base 67 to 1398 and encodes 443 amino acids.